This is a messenger RNA of Nerophis lumbriciformis (worm pipefish), 755 nucleotides long. RefSeq lists its product as uncharacterized. Gene Ontology annotation, cellular component: nucleus. Gene Ontology annotation, molecular function: DNA-binding transcription factor activity, RNA polymerase II-specific; RNA polymerase II cis-regulatory region sequence-specific DNA binding. Gene Ontology annotation, biological process: epidermal cell differentiation; regulation of transcription by RNA polymerase II. NCBI's taxonomy places the organism in Eukaryota, Metazoa, Chordata, Actinopteri, Syngnathiformes, Syngnathidae. The record is from RefSeq and is a predicted model, not a curated record.
GGAUGCGCUAGAAGCACUUUGCUGCUUCUCCUGCUAUCUUUGCUUGUUAGUUAGCUUAGCUCGCUAGUUAGCUUAGCUUGUUAGCUGCUAACAGAAGUUAUCAACACAUCGCUAAGUAGAGAUCAAGUGUGAGAGUAAAGUGUUGUGAUUGUGUGAAAAUGUCUACAUUACACAUGUUGAGAGCGUUGGUGGAUCAGCGACUAACUGCUGCCGUUGAAGAAAUAUUUGUAGUGUUAGAAAGAACGAUAGCAGAAUAUGAGGCGGAACUUUCUAGAACAAAGGAGGAGAACAAUCAACUACUGGACGCUGUUUUCAAGAAACAUCAAGUUGUGUUACACAGAACAGAUGUCGUAGAAGAACAUCUUCCUCGUGAGCAGGAAGAAGAGCCACAGCCCCACCACAUUAAAGAGGAAGAAGAUGUACCACAUUCCCAUCACAUUAAAGAGGGAGGGGAGGAGCCACAACCCCCCCAUAUUACAGAGGAAGACGAGACGCAUAGUGUUAAACUGUCCCUUCACAUUAAAGGUCAAGCGGCGGACCCACUGGUCUUACACAGCAAAAAUGAAGAGGAGGACCCACUGACCCCUCACUUUAAGGAGCAAGAGAACCCGCUGACCCCUCACAUUAAAGAGGAAAAGGAGGACCCACUGAACCCCUACUUUAAAGAGGAAGAGGAGGACCAAGAGCCGCUGUACAUUAAAGAGGAAGAGGAGGAGCACCGCAUCAGUCAGCCGAAAUGGAGAGGUCCCAACUAA